AUCUAUCUACCUUUCUUGAUGAAUUAUCUGCCCGCCGUCUGCAAUUCCUUCGUCAAUCUCAUAUUCAUCUCUCUCUCUAUAUCUCUAACCCAGUGAAAAGACACUUGUUUUUCUUUGUUUCAUCGUCUUUUCAGCUAAUUGGGUUUUGGCUCUGAAGCAAAGAACCCAUCUUCUUCUUUCUGUAGAAUCGUUAUCAUGAAGGUUCAUCCGGCUCCAAAGAAGAGAAACAUCACACUUCGAUACGACAUCAUCUCGGCCCAAAAGAAACUCCGUAGACUCCCUCACAUCUUCGAGAAGGUUCUGGAACUCCCUUUUCACUCCGACGCUGACGUUUCCGUCGAAGAAACCGCUAAAUGCUUCCGCUUCAUCGUCGACACCGAGGAUAUCACUGGGGAGAUUAGGACCGACACGAUCGAGAUCUAUCCGGGUGUUACGAAGAUUGUUGUUAGGGGUGAAAACGUUGUUGAUUUGUCCAAAAGCGAAUUGGAGCUUGAUGUUUGGCGUUUCAGACUGCCUCAAUCGACCAAGCCAGAAUUGGCAAGUGCAGCUUUCAGUGACGGGGAGCUGGUGGUGACGGUGCCAAAAGACUACGCUCAAUUUACUGGGGAUGAUGUUUGGGGUGGAAGUGAAAGAGGCCAGCUCCUUAUUGUACAUUGAAUUUCAAUGCCCUUUCUAAAGAUGGAAUGUUUUCUGAGACACUAUAAUGGUUUAAUUAUGUAUUAAAAAUUCCAUUUUAAUCAUCUCUUGCUAUUGUUUUCUG
Molecule: messenger RNA, 760 nt
Organism: Impatiens glandulifera
Lineage: Eukaryota; Viridiplantae; Streptophyta; Magnoliopsida; Ericales; Balsaminaceae
Exons: 1
Coding region: 196-657 (153 amino acids)
Source: RefSeq, a predicted model, not a curated record